ACCUCUUGUUUGCGCAACGGUCUGGUUAUUGAGACUAUCAUGGGUCGUGGUGUACUUCUUACGUCAAAUUUGCCUCAGCUGCAAAACCUGAUCAAACGCGACCCUGUCGCGUACCAGGAAGAAUUUCUUCAGCAGUGGAACCACUAUAACAGCGUUCGCCAAAUCUUCCAGACUAAUCCAGAUGAGGAGGCUCAGCAUUUCAGAGAGUUGGUGACGUUCAUUGCUCAGGUCGCUCAAUGCUAUCCAAAGCAAACGAAGGAUUUCCCUUCACAGCUAUCCUCUUUACUCCUUCAGAGUUAUGGUACUCUCUCGCCGGACACACGCAAAACUCUCGUUCAAAAUCUUGUUAUGCUGAGAAACAAGGAUGUCAUUACGUCUAUCGAGCUUCUCAAGUCUCUAUUCCCCCUCCUUCCGCGAACGACAUCUUCUCCUCUCCGGUCAUUCAUUCGCAAAACUAUUCUUUCCGAUAUCCGCACUGCCAACAUCAGGACGAAGAACCAUAAACUGAACCGUGCAGUCCAGACCAUGCUAUUCGGAAUGGUUGAGAGAGGGAUGGAGGCUGAAGUUGUAGGCGACAAGGGAAAAGCAAAGGCGAAUUCGGGUAAUGGUCAUGAAGGCGAGGAGGCUAUGUGGGCUAUUGUUCUGACCAAGGAGCUCUGGAAGAAAGGCAUCUGGAAUGAUGCAAAGACGGUAUCCAUUGUAGCACUUGGGUGUCAACAUCCUGUUGUCAAAGUGCAGAGCGCAUCCGUACAUUUCUUCCUCGGCGCCGAUGAAGACGACGAGGACAGUGAUGAUGAUGAAGACACACCGGAUGUCAGGUCACUUCAUCACCGCAGAGAAAUUAACAAGAAGACGCGAAGUGGUGACAAGAAGUUGCAAAAGCGACUCAACCAUCUUAAAUCUAAACAAAAGAAGAAGUCUAACUUGAUACCGACCAAUUUUCCUGCCAUCCAAUUGCUUAACGAUCCCCAAACAUUCGCCGAGAAGCUUUACGAUAUCCUCAACCGUUACGACAAACGUUUCUCACUUGACCACAAAAUCCUCAUAAUGCAGCUGCUUUCCCGAGUCAUGGGUUCUCACAAGCUUUGUGUUCUAGGCUUCUACACUUACAUCAUGAAGUACCUUACAUACCACCAACUGCGUAUCCCAGCGAUCCUUGUCGCUCUCGCGCAGUCUGUACACGACUUCACUCCACCAGACGCUCUUCUUCCGACGGUCACGAAGAUCGCACAGGAAUUUGUUCAUCCUGGUGUUGGGAGCGAAGUCAUUGCAGCAGGUAUUAACGCAAUUCGUGAAAUUUGUCGAAGACAGCCCUGGGCUAUGGAAGAGGACCUCUUAGGUGACCUUAUUGAGUACAGGAAGAGUAGAGACAAGGCUGUCACUGCGGCUGCGCGUGGUUUGCUACAGCUAUUCCGUGAUGUCAAUCCGGGAUUGCUCAAGAGACGGGAGCGGGGCAAGGAAGCCAGUAUGGGCCUGACCAAGGGCGUCAAGCCUUUCGGCCAUGGCAAAGAAGCAGCCGUCGACAUCGAGGGCCUUUCGCUUCUCGAAGACCAUCUCAAACAGCUCAGAACAGAGGAAGGGAUCGAGGAUGGAGUCUUCGAUGAGGAUGAUGAAGGCGCUUGGGAGGGCUGGGAUGUCAACUCUGACUCCGAUGAAUCUUCCGACGGGUGGAUCGAAGUGGAGUCCGAUGGCGACAACUUGGUAGUAAGCGAUAGCGAAGACGAGGAUGGCUCAAAGAAACGCAAAGGGAAGCAGAACGAAACGGAAGGUGAUGUCGAUGUGAAGAUGGGUGAGGAGAAGGAGAGUACAGAGGAUGCAACGACGCGGAUAUCAACUCUUGCUACAACCAAGAUUCUCACACCUGCCGACUUCGCUAUGCUCAACGAUCUACGGCUAAAGGCGGUUACAGAAGCGGUCGAGAAAGGUGGUGGAUCUGCAACCAAGCGGAAACUGGCUACGUUGGAAGCGAACAGGAAAAUUCUCGCUCAACACGGAACUGAAGAAACCUUCAUUUCAGAAAAUGAUAUCCUAGGACCCAAAAAGAAGGCCAAGGCCGAUUAUGCGGAGCGUAUCGCGUCCAUCGAGAAGGGUCGCGAGGGGCGAGAGAAAUUCGGUUCGUUGAAGGGCAAAAAGAACAAGGCCACGCCAAGCAGUUCGACCAACAAGGAGAAAACGAGGAACAAGCCCAUAAUGAUGAUCAUCGCUAGCGGAGCCGUUCGUGGUAAGAAAAAGGCAUCAUUGAGGCAGAAGCAGCGGAAGUUGCGAGCACAUAUCGACAAGUCAAAAAAGUCUCAUCACUGAUACCCCAUUCUCUUUCAUUUGAUGCGGGUCUAUCGUACAGUACAUGUUCUGUCUAGAUGCACCAAUCAGUAAUAUGAUGACCAUGGUACUAGUGUCGUCUUAUUCUAUCUGGCCCUUAGCUAGUCGCUGAGACAACUCGAAACCAGCUGCGAAGUGACCAAGCCUUGCGUCAACAGUGUAGCCUUUCCUCUCAUAUUCUACGAGGUGCAACUUGUCAUGAGCACAUUAGAAGAUAUACAAAGAUCAUCCUUUCUCAC
This is a messenger RNA of Somion occarium, 2558 nucleotides long. Lineage: Eukaryota; Fungi; Basidiomycota; Agaricomycetes; Polyporales; Cerrenaceae. The record is from the annotation of a GenBank genome assembly.